Calliphora vicina (urban bluebottle blowfly) is the source of this 1203-nucleotide messenger RNA. RefSeq names its product aminoacylase-1-like. The record is from RefSeq and is a predicted model, not a curated record. Gene Ontology annotation, molecular function: aminoacylase activity. The coding region runs from base 1 to 1203 and encodes 400 amino acids. NCBI's taxonomy places the organism in Eukaryota, Metazoa, Arthropoda, Insecta, Diptera, Calliphoridae. Gene Ontology annotation, biological process: amino acid metabolic process. Gene Ontology annotation, cellular component: cytoplasm. The transcript has 4 exons.
AUGGAGAAUUUGAAAAAUAAUGAAGAAAUAAAAUUGUUUCAGGAAUAUUUAAGAAUUCCUAGUGUUCAUCCAAAUAUAGAUUAUGAACCAUGCAUCAAGUUUCUUAGCAGACAAGCUGAAUCCUUACAACUGCCCUAUAAAAUCAUUCACUUUGAUGAGAGCUUAAAAACGCCCAUAUUUAUUGCCUCCUGGAUCGGUAGUAAUCCAGAAUUACCAUCGAUUUUAGUAAAUUCUCACAUGGAUGUAGUGCCUGUCUUUGAAGACAAAUGGACACAUCCUCCAUUUGCUGCGGACAUUGAUGCUGAGGGAAGAAUAUUUGCCAGAGGUGCUCAGGAUUGUAAAUGUGUUGGUAUGCAAUAUUUUGCCGCCAUACGUUCUCUAAAGAAAUCAAAUAUUCAAAUCAAACGAACCCUCCACGUUCUCUUUGUGCCAGACGAAGAGACUAGUGGAGAAUAUGGCAUGUACAAAUUCAGUAGAAGUAAAGAUUUUCGCGAUUUAAAUGUUGGAUUCGCUUUGGAUGAAGGCUCAGCAGCAGAUAAUGACGAAUUUGUCGCAUAUUAUGCGGAAAGAAGCAUAUGGCAAAUUAAUUUUAAAUUCAAUGGACCUGCCGGACAUGGUUCAAUUUUGAUGGAUAAUACGUCUGGUGAAAAAUUAGCUAAUUUCCUAAAUAAAAUUAUAUCAUUUCGCUCAGCCGAAACGAAACGUUUGAAAACAAAUUCAGACUUGAAAGGGGGUGAUGUGACAAGUAUAAACUUGACCAUGUUGAAAGGAGGCGUUCUACCCAAUAUUAUACCUAACCAAUUGGAGGCCUGUUUCGAUAUCCGCAUUGCGGUUGAUGUAGAUCUCAAGGAAUUUGAACAACUUUUGCAAAAAUGGUGCGCUGAAGUUGGUGGUGACAUUGAAUGGGAAUGGAUUUUUAGAUGUGAUACGGCUCCACCCACGAAAGUUGACCAAACCAAUCCGUUUUGGGUUGCUAUUCAACAUACUUUUAAUAAAAUGAAUCUAGUAUUGGAAGCUCAUGUUUGUAUGGGCGGUACUGAUAUUCAGUUUUUGCGUGAACUUGGAGUACCCUCAAUUGGCUUCUCUCCCAUGAAUAAUACGCCAAAACUGAUUCACGAUCAUGAUGAGAAUAUUAAAGCUGACAUUUAUUUACGUGGCAUUGAAAUCUAUAGUCAAAUUUUAAAGGAGUUAUUGAAUUUAUAA